CAGAAAUAAGCUUUCUCCAUUUCAACCAAACUAAUCAUGGGAGUUAUUAUGGCAACUAAGAUUUCGAGCUGCUGUUUUCUUCUUCUACUACUCGUUGCAAUUGUUAGCAUGUCUAAGACGGCGGCACUAGCUGAACAGGCGGUCGCAGUUGAGGACGUCUCGGCAGCUCCAAAAUUGGAAUGUCAAAAUGGAGACACAUACGCCAGCCAACUUUGGAUUCACACAACGGACUGCAUUUAUUGCCAAAAUUGGUGUGCAGGUAACUGUACUAAUAUGCAUAGCUCGGUUACUGAUCAAACUUGCACACAGUAUGAUGGACACCCUACAGGUCCUAAUACUAAGUGGUGUCAGUGUUGCUGCAAAAAUGUAUCACCACCACCACCUCCACCCCCAUCACCACCUCCACCUUCGCCUCCACCCCCAUCACCACCUCCACCUCCAUCUCCAUCCCCACCAACUCCUCCAUGUCCAUGCCCAUCUCCACCAGCUUCAGACUGUGGAUGUGGAUGUUGUAACACGGAUGUUAAUAUUCAGAUAUCGAUCAAAUCAGGUGGUACUGCCCAAGUAUCGAAAACUACGUCACCGUCUACAGGUGGUGGUACUUGUAAUGCGUUGUGA
Molecule: messenger RNA, 618 nt
Organism: Papaver somniferum (opium poppy)
Lineage: Eukaryota; Viridiplantae; Streptophyta; Magnoliopsida; Ranunculales; Papaveraceae
Product: probable inactive serine/threonine-protein kinase slob2
Exons: 2
Coding region: 37-618 (193 amino acids)
Source: RefSeq, a predicted model, not a curated record